CUUAAAUUAAUUGCUCAAGAUGGUCUCCCUGCUAAGCCAAGACCAUAAACGAGGUGAGAUGGAAAUUGUUAGUCAUUAUGGAAGAGAGAGACUGAGUAGCAGAGAUUUAGGAAGUUUGGAAUUGCUUGAAGCCUCGCAACAUUUCUUAUUACAAAACCAAGACCUACACAAGCUAGAAGCCAAGCUAGAUUGCUUCUUAGGCGAAAUUAUUUUUACCAAGCAUGAAAUCCCAAAAGCCAUUCAUAAUAUGUCUUUCAGAUUUGAGUACUCUGUCGAAUCUAAUUAUAUUAAAGAUACGGACUUUGUUAAGCAUAGACCUCAUAAAUUCGAGCAAGUUAUUUUGCUUUCUACAGUCCGAGUAAGACUUCUGUCUAAAGUGAUGAUGAUUUUCACAAAAUAAUCAAACCAAAAUUAAGAUAAAAACCUUUAAUAAUCCUUCAGCCUUUAGACAGAAGAUUGUCAUUAAUAGUUUGAUAAGCAAAGUACACUCAAUUAAAAAGCUUCAAAUUAGGCGUUUAACUAUUUCUUCCAAGCAAUUUGUUCACAUCCUACUAAGUGGUGCUUCACUUAAAAUUUUUGAAAUCCUUGAUUGAAUAAUAAAUGGUCCUAUUCUCAAGAUCACUCACAGCAAAAGAUCUUCAAAUCUCAAGAAAAUAGAUAUUUGGUGGAAGAACGUAACUCCUGACAAUUAUUCAGCCCUAAGUGCUCUAUCUACACAAAAGCCUGCUCUAAAGCAAGAGACAUUAAAGACAGACUACUACGAAAAGAUUUUCUCAAACAUCAGCCAAUGCCCUUGCGUUGAAACCUUAUCCAAAGUGACCGUCUAUUGGUCGAGCCUCCAAAAGAUAGCCAUUGAUGAGCUUCAAAAGAAAUAUGCGCACUGUAAAGUUGAGUUUACUCCGUCCUAGCCCACGAUCCUCCAUAUU
Molecule: messenger RNA, 926 nt
Organism: Moneuplotes crassus
Lineage: Eukaryota; Ciliophora; Spirotrichea; Euplotida; Euplotidae
Source: the annotation of a GenBank genome assembly